Ipomoea triloba (trilobed morning glory) is the source of this 3243-nucleotide messenger RNA. RefSeq names its product formin-like protein 2. Gene Ontology annotation, molecular function: actin filament binding. Bases 188 to 2872 code for a protein of 894 amino acids. Gene Ontology annotation, biological process: actin nucleation; actin cytoskeleton organization. NCBI's taxonomy places the organism in Eukaryota, Viridiplantae, Streptophyta, Magnoliopsida, Solanales, Convolvulaceae. The record is from RefSeq and is a predicted model, not a curated record. The transcript is spliced from 4 exons.
ACCACCUCUCUCCCUCUGUACUACAAUCUGUACUCUUCCUUUCUCCAUUGCUGCAACAAUGAAAACCUCUCCCCACAUUCUUUAUCUUCUCUGGGUUCUUCAAAGAAUUCAUCUUUUGAUGAUUACAGUUUGCUCUCAUCACUGCAGAUAAAAAUAUUUCUUUAAUCACUUGUCUCGCUCUACUUCUAUGGCUUCUGCAUUUGCGAUAAUGCUCUUCUUAGCAUUGUUAAUAGUAUUGCUUCUUUCUCCUCCCGCCGCCGCCGCAUAUGAGAGCCGCCACGCCCGGCGGAUCCUCCACCAACCGCUCUUCCCACUUGGAACCUCUCUUCCUCCUACUUUUCCGCCGUACGUGGCGGCUACUACUGUUUCUCACCCUCCCUCUUCUUCUCCUCAGUUACAACCCAAGUUCCCAUUAUCAUCGUCCCAGUCUCCCCCGAAUCCGCCCUUAGUUCGGAACCCGUUUUUCCCGGUUUACACUUCGCCGCCGCCGCCGCCGCCGCCGGCGGCGGCGGCGGCGGAUUCUUCCGCCAUUGCUACUCUUCCGGCGAAUAUUUCCUCCAUUGUUGUGCCGGAGUCUUCCUCAAAUGCCGGCAAGCCUGUUUCUCCGAAGGUGAUAACCGGUAUUGUGGUUGUCUUUGUUGUGUUUGCUUGCCUCGUUAUCGGCCUCGCCGUGUUUUUCCUCCUCCACCGCCGCCGCUACGGCGAGAAGAGCCGCCGGCAAAAGGCCGACAGCCUCCGCCUUGUCCCGCCUAACGCCACACCUUCCGACGCCGGCUUCGGCGGCGACGCUGUGAAGAAACCGCCGCUUCCGUCUACGAGGCUGCCCUGCUACAAAACCAUGGCUGCCUCAACGAGUUCUGAGUUUCUUUACCUCGGCACGCUGGUGAGCUCUCGGGAAGUAAACGAAGAUCAACUCUCUGCGAAACCGCCGCUGAACCUCCAGCGCCUCGGUUCGCCGGAGCUCCGGCCCCUGCCGCAUAUACGACAGAAACGGAGAAAUGGUGAUGUCAUGUUCCCGGCGGAAGAAGAUGAGGAAGAGUUUUUCUCUCCCACGGGGACCUCAGGCGGCAGAAAUAGUCCCAACCUUAACGAUUGGAUCUCUCAGCGAGGGUUUGAAGAGGCAUUUAGGGCUCAGAGUAGCUUUCCCAUUUCCAAUUUGAAUUCCCCAAUUGAUUCUUCAUGUGCUAGUCCUUCAAUAGAGUUGAAUUUGAGCCCUAGAAGCUUGAGGUCUAGGUCCCCUGACUCUUUAGUCAAUUUCCCUGCUCAACCUCGGUUCAUUCCCGCCCCGCCACUAUGGGAACAGAGGACCAUAUCAAUGUCUCCCGGAGUUUCAGAGUCUCCGGUGAGAAAACCGGCUGAUUCGGGUAGCUAUAUGUGUGUAAAACUGCCGCCACCUCCACCUCCUCCUCCUCAGAGGUUUCCCGAAGCUCCGAUGGUGGAAAACGAGGGUCCACCAGUGCUUGUGGCACCAUCAAGGCCAGUAGUAGUUUCGUUGGAUGGUUCCGGUGCUGGAGAUAUGAGAAAUGUAGAGACUAUGAAGCCCAAGCUCAAGCCUUUGCAUUGGGAUAAAGUUAGAACCAGUGCUUCUGAUAGAGCAAUGGUUUGGGAUCAGUUGAAAUCUGGCUCUUUUCAGUUGAAUGAGGAAAUGAUUGAGACAUUAUUCGUGGUAAACUUUUCAAAAGAUCGCAAUAAACAACCAUUGAUGCCGGUGUUGAAUCAGGAAAAUAAGGCGCUUGACCCAAAGAAAUCUCAAAACAUUGCGAUUUUGUUGAGAGCACUUAAUGUUACUGUAGAUGAAGUUUGUGAAGCACUUUUAGAAGGCAAUGCAGAUAUACUGGGAACAGAACUUCUUGAAAGUUUGUUAAAGAUGGCUCCCACUAAAGAAGAGGAAUGUAUGUUAAAGGAAUUCAACGAUGCAUCACCGCUCAAGCUGGGCCCUGCUGAAAAUUUUCUCAAAACGGUGCUUGAUAUACCUUUUGCAUUUAGAAGGGUGGAUGCAAUGCUUUAUAUAGCCAAUUUUGAUUCAGAGGUUGAGUACCUGAAGAGAUCAUUCGAGACACUCGAGGCUGCAUGUGAAGAGUUGAGGAACAGCAGAAUGUUUCUAAAGCUCCUAGAAGCCGUACUAAAGACUGGAAACCGCAUGAAUGUCGGAACCAACCGUGGGGAUGCGCUUGCCUUCAAACUUGACACACUUCUUAAGCUCGUAAAUGUCAAGGGCACUGAUGGCAAAACUACCCUUCUACAUUUUGUCGUCCAAGAAAUCAUAAGAGCAGAAGGCUCUCGACUUUCUGGUGCUCCAAAGGAAGAUAAUCAACAAUCCACCCUCCGGGAUGAGGUUGAAUUCAGAAAGGUUGGCCUUCAAGUCCUUUCGGGCUUGAGUGGGGAGCUCACAAAUGUCAAGAAAGCCGCCUCAAUGGACUCGAAUGUUCUUAGAAACGAAGCCUCAAAACUAGCUGAAGGAGUUGCCAAGAUUGAGGAAGUAGUGAAAAUAAGCAAAGAAUUAGCCUCGAAGUUUUCUGAAUCGAUGAAGCGGUUUCUGAAAAAGGCAGAAGUAGAAAUCGUCAACAUUCAAGCCCAAGAGAGCAUGUCCUUCGCCAUUGUGAAGGAGCUGACGGAAUAUUUCCAUGGCGACUCGACUAAGGAAGAAGCUCAUCCACUCCGAAUAUUCACAGUCGUGAGGGACUUCCUCUGUGUCCUCGAUCAGGUAUGCAAAGACGUUGGCAAAAUAAAUGAUCGAACCACAAUCAGCUCACGAGGCCAACCGUUUCCCAUGCCUGUUAGCUCCGGGCUUCAUCACAUGUUUCCUGGGUACGACAUUGGAAGGCAGCAAGACAGUUCAUCUUCCGAUGAAGAAAGCUCUUCCUCGUUGUGAAUAGCUUCAUGUCUUGUCUGUCACUGCUUACUAUGGUACAAUUCACUGGAGAGCAAAGGGAUUGAGCUUUUGACAUCCCUAAAGUUAGUUUUGGGUUUGUAUAGAUUCUAUAUAGUUAGAAUUUUUAUUUUUUUUUUAAUUUUAAAUAAGGGUAAUGCUAUUUACACGCUCUAAUUUUUAUACAUUUUAUCCAUGCCAUCAAGGAGAAUAUAUUGGUUCAAUCUGAGGGCAUAGAUGUCAAAAAAUUAGAGUGUAUAAGUAGUAUUAUUCCUUUCUGUUUCUUGUUUUUACUUGCUGUUAAAUAUGGAGUAUAAUGGAUGAGUGUUAUUAUAGCCUAUUAUGACAACAUAGCCCUCAUUUUCUUCUUCAAA